Molecule: messenger RNA, 951 nt
Organism: Porites evermanni
Lineage: Eukaryota; Metazoa; Cnidaria; Anthozoa; Scleractinia; Poritidae
Source: the annotation of a GenBank genome assembly
AUGAACGAAACCUCGCAAGGAGCCCGCUCACCACUUACAUCUUUGGUAGCCUGGUGCAUAGUUUUUGGCUUGAUAGCAUUAGCAAUAAUUAUCGGCAACGCUGUGGCCAUUGCGGUACUUACAAGAAAGAAACUACUGCGCAAACGUACCAGCUAUUUCCUCAUCUCUUUGGCUGUUGCUGAUAUGACAGUUGGAAUUUUUUCCGUUCCAAGUUUUAUUUACCAAUUGGUUCGUUUUUGGCAGGAGCGCCUUUUCGCCCCAUCGAUAAUUUUAAAUAUAGUAAAAACCGUGGAUGUAUUAUGCGGCUUGGCCUCUACUUUUACUCUUACAAUAAUUGCCCUGGAGAGAGUUUACGCCAUUUGUCUACCUCUUCGUCAUCGAACUUCGACUCGAAGACUUUACGAUCUAUCUAUUUCUACAGUGUGGAUCCUCGCUGGUUUACUAUCAAGCUUGUACUUUUUCCAUGUAUACCGUUUGAUUCAACAUAAAAUCUUCUUUUGGUUUUUGAUCCUAACCUUUUUCUCAUCUAUGCUGGUAAUGCUUUUAGCUUACUUAGCUAUCUGGAUAAAGGCAAGCGGACCUAUCGUUUCUGCUAGAGAAGCAAGCUUAGAAUAUUCAGACUCCAGCUCGGACAAACAGCGAACUUCUUUUACAAGCCAGUAUGGCAAGGAACGAAGCAGACGAGCUGCGGAAAAUGACAGAAAACUCGCCGUGACAGUAUUUAUAGUGACAACUGUUUUUAUUUUAACUUGGCUCCCCUUUCACAUCAUUAACUUGAUUGUGUUUUUAGAAUGCAAGGCUUUCCCUUGCUCAGCUCAACCUUCAACCAACGUUAUUUACUUCUGCAAACUUUUGCAUUACUCAAACUCUCUUCUUAACCCUGUUAUUUACUCAUUGAGAUUGAAAGAUUUCAGGUCGACACUUAAGGUCAUUAUUUCUAGCAAAAUAUAG